Molecule: messenger RNA, 1443 nt
Organism: Aphis gossypii (cotton aphid)
Lineage: Eukaryota; Metazoa; Arthropoda; Insecta; Hemiptera; Aphididae
Exons: 1
Coding region: 1-1443 (480 amino acids)
Biological process (GO): DNA integration
Molecular function (GO): nucleic acid binding
Source: RefSeq, a predicted model, not a curated record
AUGAUUCGCGUCACCACCAUAUUGCACCGUUUCAUCAACCGACGGUGUCGUCGUUGUGUCCUAGAACCAAUUCCCACGAAGGGUCUGAGUCUAGUUGAGGUUGACUGUGCAACUCGUAGUAUUAUCAGAGAGUCGCAACGUAUUCACUUCUCUGACCUAUUACGUGAGUUAUCUUCUGGGGAUAGAGUAUCCUCAAAACCGUUGGCUCGUUUAGCUCCGUUCGUCGACGAUGUUGGAAUCAUUCGAGUUGGUGGCCGCCUUCGUCAUUCCACCCUAUCGUACAAGUGUAAACACCCAAUGUUAAUUGCCAAACGCUCCCAUCUAGCGCUAUUGAUUUGUCGUCGGUGGCAUCGCCUGACAUGCCACUCCGGCCCCCGUGUCAUGAUAUCACUCAUUUUACGCCAAUACUGGAUCAUCGCCAUUCGCUCGGUUGUACAUGAAGUGGUGACAAAAUGUUCUGUUUGCGUUCGUUUAGCUGCAAAACCUCCUCAACCUUUGAUGGCGGAUCUUCCUGCUGCACGUGUGCAACAAGUCCGUCCAUUCGCCCGAGUCGGCGUGGACUAUGCUGGCCCUCUACAAAUGAGAGAGUUAAAGCUUCGGAAAUCUCGGAGCUAUAAGGUGUACAUAGCGGUGUUCGUCUGUUUUUCUAUAAAGGCGGUCCACCUUGAAGUGGUGUCGGAUUUGUCAACUGAUGCCUUCUUGGCAGCGUUUGACCGUUUUGUCGGCCAUCGUGGACUCCCCAGUGAUGUAUACUCUGACUGCGGAACAAACUUCAUAGGUGCUGACAAGCAACUGCAAGCGCUUAUUAACAGCCCACAAGGUCAGCUCGCCAUUGAUACCAACUCUCGUCCACAUUGUAAAUGGCAUUUUAACCCCCCCAGUGCUCCGCAUUUUGGUGGGUUAUGGGAGGCGGCUGUCCGGUCCACUAAGCGUCUGCUGGUUCGCACAAUGAGCACCCACGUCUUCACCUACGAAGAAUUCAGUACUGUCUUGAUCCGCAUCGAAGCCGUCCUCAACUCUCGACCACUGACGCCCGCAUCCACAGACCCUCAUGAUUUGGAAUGUCUCACGCCUGGGCAUUUCCUCAUUGGACAACCACUGCUCGCUGUUCCACCUCGUUCCAACCCAGAUGCUACCCGUAAUUUGACAAACCGGUGGAAGUUACUAGAUCAGUGCCAUCAAGCAUUUUGGAAACGUUGGUCAUCGGAGUACUUGACAACGCUCCAACAACGCACUAAAUGGACAGAUCGCGUCCCUAACCUUAAGGUCAACGACAUGGUCGUCGUGGUUGACAAUCAAGCACCUCCUUUAUUUUGGCGUCUCGGUCGCAUCAUUGAACUGGUGCCAGGAUCCGACGGAACCGUGCGAGUUGCGUCGGUGUUAACGCAACAGGGACGCAUUACACGACCAGUAGUUAAAUUGGUUGUGCUACCGACCGACUGA